AUGCAGGCCGCUGUCUUUCCUACUUGGUCCACGAGCUCCAUGCAGAAGAAGCAUGCAAAUCACCGUGCAUUUCAUUCGCAUGCGUCAUCGUCCCGCCGACCGUUCCAUAGUUCAACUCGUCUGGACGCAUCCAAGCGCGACUACUACCAGGUUCUUGGCGUCAAGAACGACGCAACGAAGAACGAGAUCAAGAAGAAGUACUACGAGUUGGCGAAGAAGUUUCACCCGGACACGAACAAAGACGACCCGAACGCGGCCAAAAAGUUUGCCGAGGCCACGGAAGCAUGGGAGAUUCUCGGCGACGAGGAGAAGCGCCAAAAGUACGACACGUUUGGCCAUGCGGGCGUUGAUCCCAACGGUAUGGGCGACGGCGAUGGCGACUUUCACGGGUUUGAGGACAUCUUUUCGCAAAUGUUUGGACAUCAAGGCGGGCGCGGCCGCGGCAACGGACGACCACGGCCCGAGCGCGGCGCCGAUGUCCAAGUGAAUACCCACAUCUCUUUCAUGGAAGCUGUCAACGGGACAACUCGCGACCUGAACGUGUACACGGACGUGACAUGCGAACCGUGCGGCGGAAGCGGUGCCAAGCCCGGCACGAGCCCCAAGAAGUGCAAGUCGUGCAAUGGCAGCGGCGUCGAGAUUCUGCAGCAAGGCUUCUUUGCCGUCGAGCAGCCUUGCCGUCGUUGCCGUGGCGAAGGUGUUACGAUCGACAACCCGUGCGGGACGUGCCGGGGCCGCGGCAAAGUGAAAAAGUCUCGAACGGUCGAGGUCAAGAUUCCCGAAGGCGUCGACAAUGGCAUGAACUUGCGCCUGGCGAACCAGGGCGAAGCGGGCAGCAAAGGCGGGCCGGCGGGACACUUGUACGUUGCCGUGUCGGUGGCGCCAGAUCCGUUCUUCAAGCGUGACAAAGUGGACGUCCGGUGCGAAGUCCCCAUCUCGAUUGCGCAGGCGGUGCUUGGCGGGUCGGUCGUGGUGCCAACGUUGACCGGUCAAGUUGAACUCACGAUUCCAAAGGGCACGCAGCCUGGAACGACGCUCAAGAUGCGCGGCAAAGGCAUCAAGGAGCUCAACUCGUCGCGCCGCGGUUCCCAACUCGUCACGCUCAACGUGCAUGUGCCCGACUCGCUGUCGGACCGCCAGAAGGAGCUCAUGGAAGAGUUUGCGGAGGAAGAAAAGCGCCGGGGACAAGACGGAGAGUCGUCAUGCAAGAGUCACACGUUUGCCGACACGGUGCGGGCGACAGUGGAUCGCAUCAAGCAAUAUAUGAAGCCGUCCAGCGACCAGUAG
This is a messenger RNA of Aphanomyces invadans, 1287 nucleotides long. RefSeq names its product chaperone DnaJ. The transcript is spliced from 4 exons. Gene Ontology annotation, cellular component: cytoplasm. The record is from RefSeq and is a predicted model, not a curated record. NCBI's taxonomy places the organism in Eukaryota, Oomycota, Saprolegniomycetes, Saprolegniales, Verrucalvaceae. Gene Ontology annotation, biological process: response to heat; protein refolding. The coding region runs from base 1 to 1287 and encodes 428 amino acids. Gene Ontology annotation, molecular function: ATP binding; heat shock protein binding.